Oikopleura dioica is the source of this 1941-nucleotide messenger RNA. The record is from the annotation of a GenBank genome assembly. Lineage: Eukaryota; Metazoa; Chordata; Appendicularia; Copelata; Oikopleuridae.
AUGGCAGUUGUGAUCGAGAAUAAAGAUGCAUUCAAGUCUUGGCUGACAGAGACUCUGUCCCCCAUCUGUGAUGCCGACCCAAAAGCGCUUGCUAAAUACGUGCUUGCGCUUAUCGUCAAGAAAGAUCAGUCCGAAAAGGAAAUUCGCAAAUUAUGCUCGGAUCAGCUUGAAGUCUUCCUUCAGCGCGAUACGGAGCGCUUUAUUGACAAGCUUUUUUAUACGAUCAAAUACAAGGACUACUUGAAGGAUACAAGCAAGGAACCGUCUAAAGACUCGUCUUCGCGAGAUCGAAAACGAGAUCGAAGUCCUCGUCGCCGAAGCCGCUCGCGAGAUCGAGGUGAUCGUCGACGACGGAGCCGUUCGAGAGAGCGACGGCGAAGAUCCCGAUCGCGUGAUAGAAGAUCUCGAUCCAGAUCUCCCCGAAGAAAGUCUUCGGACAAGGUGAACACUCAUCGAGCGCAAUCGCGUUCCCCGCCUCGUUCCAAAACUACGAAGACGAGUCAGAACGGAAGCUCCAAAAAGAGGGACCCCUGCACUGACUACCACGAAAAGGGUUACUGCCUAGCUGGAGAUCAAUGCACCUUCGAUCACGGUGAAGACGCAAUCUCCAUUGACUCCGCCAAGCCGCCACCACUGCCAAACAUGUCUCUUCCACCUGUCCCCCCUAACAUGCCACCACCUCCUCACAUGAUUCCUCCUGGAAUGCCUCCAAUCCCACCGUUCGGUCUUCCACCUGUACCACCCGUAGGAAUACCUCCUUUUGCUCCACCUAAUAUGCCGCCUCCUGUUGUGCAAGGUUUAACAAGAACUAAAAAUGGCAAUGCGCCAGGCCAAAUUUCAAGGACCGUUCUUAAUCCUCAGCAAGGAUGCAGUCUUGAAGUUCGAAAGAUUCCUGUUCACGAAAACACUAUUCAAAAACUCAACGAUCACUUUUCGAAGUUUGGUCAAAUUACAAAUAUCCAGGUAGCCUUUGGGCACCCAGAGAACGCGCUCGUCCAAUUUGCGUCGGCGGAAAUGGCCAACCGUGCGUAUCAAUCGCCCGAGCCUGUGCUUAACAAUCGCUUCGUGCGCGUUUUCUUCUACCGACCGCCACCAGCACAGGUGCAAAAGGGCAAUAUUGGCCAGCGCGUUGCUCGAAAACGCCCUAACUCAGAGAACGCUGAAGAAACCACCGCGAUUGAUGAAACCACUAUCGGCGAAAUCAAGCGAACUGUCACUAAUGUCACUGUCGAAGAACCCAAGAUUGUCGAAGAAGCAAGAAACAAACAAAAAGAGAAGCGAUCAGAAGCUGUUCAAAAGAGCAUCGAUUUGAGAAAUCAGUACACUGGCCUUUUAGAAGGACAACAAGCCGAGCAGAAAAUGUUGAUUAAAAUGCUAGAGAAGGGCAACUUAGGGCCGAAGAAGCGCCAAGUCGUUCUUGACACUCUAAAGCAGUUGACUAACUCCAUUGAUCAACGAAGAUCCUCGAUAAAAGCGCUAGAAAGAGACAUUGAGCUCUCUGAGAGACGUCAAGCGAAGGCUGAGCUGCGGCGGCCUCGUUCUCAACGUUUUGCGCAAACUGCUACCCUUGACCGACGACCGCGGCAGCUGCGAAUCACCGGCUUCAAAGAGAGCGAGCGCGACGAGUGCAUUACGCAUUUUGCCCAGUUCGGAGAGAUCGCCGAUAUCUCGUUCGAGGAGGAAGGUGUCACCAUGAUUGUUGAGUACAGGACUAGACAGCAGGCAGAAAGUGCUGAGAACCGGGGAAAAUCGUUCAAUGGGCGACAGUUGGUGCUUGUUUGGCAUAAGCAAGAAGAAGGAGAUGGCGAAGAUGAUCAGCGGGAUGAACAGGACAUCGAAGAUAUCGAAGAUAUCAAUGACACUCUCGAUCUCGAGUCAACCCUUGAUUCCGCUAAACCUGAAGCGGAAGCUGAAGAAGAGGAAGUAUUGGCAGCGAACUAG